UUUUUGUAAAGAAAAAAAAAAAAAAAAACAUGUUAUGUGGAGUUUUGAUCUUGUAAACAAACUCGGCUUACUCUUCUCGUAGUUCUCGUCACUUCGUCAGUCGGUCAGUGCUUGUCGUUGUCUUGUAUUUAUAUAGUAUCGUCGGCGCCGUUUGUUUUCGGGCUUAGUCCUUGAUGCCUGAAGGCCUGAUGGUGUUGAACAAUCGCGUACAGUUUUUUAAAAAAAAAUAUAACAGAGACCUCAGAGUGGUGUGUUCGAAUUUUAACACCAUUGUAUCUUUCGACAGUUUCGACUAAUAAGCUAAUAGCUGCAUGCUUAAUUUGAUCGUGCUGGUUUUCACCAUCGUUCUGUGAAGUGUGAAGUGUACGACUACGAACUGUUGCAGUGUAUUUCGAAUUACAGCUUCAGAAUUUUAUUUUACUACCUGGCGAUCGAUAGUGAUAUUCAUUACGUAAAAAUGAACGACGAUUCGCCGAUGAAAUUACAAUGUUUAGCUGCCAAAUCGAUAUGUGUUCGUCUGUUACACAAAUGGGCCGAAGGCGAGAUACCCGUAAUAAAUGUUUGGAGACGAGCUCAGGGCUACGGUACCGACCAUUGCGAGGAUCACGACUGGUUCUUGUGGCAGUUAAGUGAAAUGCAAGUGCCUCAAUUCGCGUAUAUAUCCGGUGAAAUUCAAAACCAAAUCGAAGACAACAUGGUACCGAUUUUAGAAACAGCCCAGACGUGGAUUCAGGCCCAUCAUGGGUGUAAUAAUUUCUUCCACGAUGAACCAUCGUCUCCGUUGAACGAGUACAUCGUAAAAUUAGUUUGGAAUCGUCAUUUUAAAAUCGACUACGCUGCGACUGCGAAAAAUAUCCUAACCAAUGAAAAGCUGAGUCCGUUGGAGAGGUUCAGAUUCGCCAGUGUUUAUUGCAUCGUCGACGAAAUCGAAAAGUUUCGCAACACGAUCGGUUCGAUACCGGAAUUUGAUUUUAGAGUGGAUCCGUUCGUAGCGUAUUGGAGCAAAUAUUUGAGAAAUGAGUUACGUACGAUAUCAGUACCGAAGAAUUCUUCGAUCGAAAUGUUGCUUUUUAAUACUUCGAUGGAACGUGGUAUGUGGCCAACUGUGCAGUACUUCUUCGGUAAAUUGGACUCGGCGAAGAAAACAUCGAAAUUCGAAAGUAUCCUCGAAAGGUUCGGUGAAGCGUACCCGGACGAUUUCUCCGUCGGAUUGGCGGAUAAAAAAUGGAAUCCAUUAUGUUGUUUCGCCAGUUCGAAAAUCAUCGCCAGAAUCGUCCGGUACGGUACUCCGAACCAAGUACGAAUCGUUUGGAAGCUGUUCGAGAGUAAAAUGAAUUCGAAAAAUUUCUACGGUAUUCUCGAAACGCUUUUACCGUUAUCGAUGCGAAACGCGAACAGUUUCGAAAAAUGGACCCCGUUGCUAAUGGAGAUUUGGACCAGCGCCAGUGGCAGAUUCAAUCAAUCGGCAAUCGACAUGAAACUGUGGGAGAGUAUCGGUGAUAAAUUCUUCGGUAUUUUUCAACACGAACGUCUACUCGAGUUUCGUGCUCGUCGUCAGAUCAGCGACCCGAUGAAAUUCAUCAGAAUUGUGUUGAAAAGCAUGCCCGCCAGUAAGAGAGUAAUAUUUAUCGAGAAGAAUAUCUGUUGGCUGCUUCUGUGGGCUCCGUUUGCUGCGUUGGAUGAAUUGAUGCGCGAUGUUCUGGAAUGUUACAGUCGUGAUUUUCUCGAGUUGAGAAAACUCGUCGCCAAUGAUGAUGUCAAAAUGCAAGUCUUGCUAUGUGCAUUGCUGGCAUAUGGUGAAUAUGACGAAAUCGAUGCAAUAGUAUCAUUUUAUGUGUUUAGUAUCGAUGGCUAUGUCAAUGUUUUCAUCCGGAAUGGCGGCUUUAAAUUCCAAAAUGAUCCGAAGUUAUAUAAGUGGCAGUUUCUAAUGUCUUCGCACGCUUUUGAUUGGAUGUGUGGACGUGUUUAUCGCGGUGAUUGGAGGGAAUUGCACAAGUAUGUGGAGGAAAACAAUGCAUGGCCAUCUGGCGAUAAGCCCAAUGAGAUAAUAAAAAAAGUGCUUUUGACGAGCGACGGAUAUUGUGCUAGGAAAAUCAAUGGAGGUGACGAAAUGAACGACUUGAAGGAAUUCGUCAACACAGUGUUUUCGAAUAUAGAACCCCAACACGAAUGCGGUGCUAACAGCCUAGUGAAAAUGUUGAAAAAACGGUUCGAAAGUCUCCUGUUGAAAGUUUUGUUCGAUUACACAAACCUUGGAAAAAAAAUAACUUUCGAUCGAGAUGCCUUGCAGGAGUUUUUGUUGUGGAUUUACGACGGUGACGAAAAGUUAAUCGAUGAAAACUUCAAGCAACCGCGCCUGUUUCCUAAAGGGUUUUUGGUUCAGUUGAAAGGAUGCGUUGCCGAAGGUUCCUUCCGAGUUACCGAGUCGAUGGAUGAGUUUUUGAAAUGGUGUUUUGCAACCGAAGCAGAAAGGCAACGGUUUAAACGCAAAAUGAUAUACGGUUUCCGACAGUAUAGGUUGAUCGAAGGUCUGCUGAUGCGCCGAAAGUAUCGUCGAAGUAUGUUGUUGUGGUUUUUCAACGAAGAUACCAGUUUGAUUGACAAAUUUACGGCUGAUUAUGGUGCUAAUCCGAUUUACGGGUAUUAUAUUAGCGAUGAUAGCAGCGACGAUAGUGACGAUGAAAACGUGGGGUAUUUUAUUGGCGAUAAUAGUAGUGAUGAUAGCGACGAUUAAGACUAGGAUUCGAUAUUAGCGUUUGAAGUAAUCUACUGAAAAUGAGCGAUUCGUAAAGAAAUUCAGAUUCUUGAAUAAGUAUUAGUUUUCGUAAACGUGGAAUCUAUUUUUUUCAAGUAUUUUUUUGUUUGUUUAUUAUUAUUUUUGUUUUCAGUAAUUUGAAUAAUUGUAAAUUGUUCUUAAACAGGGUGUCUAACACUCCUAUUUAUCCUAUAUAUCCUAUAAAAGUCCUUUUAUUUGCCUAUGGCACCUUUUUGUCCUUUUAGUGUCCUAUUUUUCAACAAUUUUAUCCAAAAGUCCUAUUUUUUUCCAAUAUGACUUUUUCAAAUUUUCAAUUUCCCCCCCUUUCUUUCCGGAAUUUUGAACUUGUAGAAAAGAGAUGAAUUGUCGACUUUUGUAGAACUUGAAUCACACAUUUUUGAGAGCUUCUGCCCUCGCUUCGCUCGGGCAAUUUGCUUUUACUUUUCCCAAUAUGUAACUUAUUGUUCAAAUUCAAGAAAUGUUCAAAGUUUGAAUCAGAAAGAUAAACUCCUCCUUCUUUACCAAAUUACCGAUUUCUUUUUACUUCUCAGCAAAACAUGAAUUUUUUGAAAACUUUUAGCUUAGCCUUGCUUCACUCAGGUUUGUUUGCUUUUCUUUUUCAAGUUUGAAUUUUUCUUUUCUUUUUGUUGAAUUGGGGUGUUGAAUCAUCAUUUAAAUUUUAAGAUUUUGUAGCAAAAUAAUAUAAGUAACUUAUCACUCAAAAAACAUCGUUUUUAUACCUCUCAAAAUACUGAAUUUCUAAAGCUUUUGCCCUCGCUUCGCUCGGGCCCGUUAGCUUUUCUUUUCCAAUUUUAAAUUUUCAAAAAAAUCAUAAUAUUUUAAAUUUCAAAAUUUUGAAGCAAAACAUUCGAUAAAUUUGUGCUUUUUUCCAAAUUUUCCAUUAAUUUUUUUACAUUUUUUAAAAAUUUGUUAUUUUGAAACAAGUUUUUUAUUCAUCAAAUUUCAUUACAUUGACAAGAACCUAAAUACAAAAAUUGUAAUGAUAAAAUUACCUUUUCGACGUACGCUUGCUUGAAAAUAAUCUUGGGAUGUUUGAGGACAUUGGAUAAGCGAAAAAUUUGAAUGGAAAGUUUUGCCUCGCCCACUGCAUGCCUCCCCCUCUUGAAAAAUACCAAGUGUUCAAAAACUGUCCUGUUGAAAGUUCCGCUAAAAUUCCUGUCGCUAAAAAUUUGAAUAUAAAUUUUGACCCCCCCCCCCAUACAUUACAAAAUUCCACAGUAAUGCUGGAAAAAUUACCUGCUGAAAGUCCUGCUAGAAGUCCUAUAAAAGUCCUAUUUUUUCAUUUUGAAAUUUUGUUAGACACCCUGUUAAAUAAGUCGUACAUAUUUGUUUGUUUAUUUUUGAAUUUUCAUUUUUUUCUAAUUGAAAGUUAAAUAAUUAUAAGUUGGUAGGUAGGCUACUUUAAGUACGCGAUGAUGUUUCAUAAUCGUAUAAUGCAUUUUUGUUUGAAUUUACGUGUUUGUUUUUUAAUAGGUAGAUAGAUGAUAUUAAUGUUCUCGUUUGAAAAUAUUUUUACGAGUUUUUUCUUUCCUUGGGAAUGUUUUUGUGAUCAAUAAAAUUUAGAAUUGAC
Planococcus citri (citrus mealybug) is the source of this 4346-nucleotide messenger RNA. RefSeq lists its product as uncharacterized. The transcript has 2 exons. The coding region runs from base 458 to 2734 and encodes 758 amino acids. NCBI's taxonomy places the organism in Eukaryota, Metazoa, Arthropoda, Insecta, Hemiptera, Pseudococcidae. The record is from RefSeq and is a predicted model, not a curated record.